AGCGAAGCGAACCGGCUGCGGCGGCGGGGGCGAAACGGACUGCUGCAGCGCCCACCCCGUGCCAGACAUCGGGUGAAAUAAUCCAGAGUCUGCUCUACCUCUCUCCCUUUGCAUUGCCUUCACAUAUCACUUCAAGGAACAGUGACUAGACUUAAAAUUCCACAGAUAAUCCAAAAAUAUCUAUUCAAGUUGGCAUCUAUCAACAGGUGACUUAAAUCUUGAAUAGAGGAGCAGAAAUGCCACCACCAGUAGGUCCCCCCCUAUACCCACCUCCUGAUGGAGGCUGGGGCUGGGUAGUGGUUGGAGCAUCUUUUAUCUCCAUUGGAUUUUCAUAUGCAUUCCCCAAAGCUAUCACAGUGUUCUUCAAAGAAAUUCAGCAAAUAUUCAACACUACUUACAGUGAAAUAGCCUGGAUAUCAUCCAUUAUGCUGGCUGUUAUGUACGCAGGAGGUCCCAUAAGUAGUGUUCUGGUGAAUAAAUACGGUAGCCGACCAGUGGUGAUGGUAGGAGGUUUAUUAUGCUGUUUGGGAAUGGUCACAGCCUCUUUUAGUACCAGCGUAAUAGGGCUUUACCUCACUACUGGAUUCAUUUGUGGUUUAGGUCUAGCCUUCAACCUGCAACCCGCCCUAACAAUCAUUGGCAAAUACUUCUAUAAGAAACGGCCCGUGGCUAAUGGCCUAGCCAUGGCAGGAAGUCCUGUUUUCUUAAGCACGUUGGCUCCUUUCAAUCAGUACCUUUUCAAUACUUUUGGCUGGAAAGGAAGCUUCUUGAUUUUGGGGGGUAUACUGUUGAAUGCCUGUGUGGCUGGGUCCCUCAUGAGACCUGUUGAACCCAAACAAGUUGCCAAUCACUCUAAAAAUAACAUUGACAUAGGAGUGGAUGACUCAGGUGUGAGGAGCCAUAGGAAGAAAUCAGCAUGGGAGUUAGUCAAUAUGUAUUUAGAUUUCUCCCUUUUUAAGCAUAGGGGAUUUCUGAUAUACUUAUCUGGAAAUGUCAUUAUGUUUCUAGGGUUUUUUGCCCCCAUUAUAUUCUUGGCUCCAUAUGCUAAAGACAAAGGAAUUGAUGAGUAUUCUGCAGCUUUCCUGCUGUCUAUUAUGGCUUUUGUUGAUAUGUUUGCUAGACCCGCUGGAGGACUCAUUGCAAACUCUAAACUUAUCCGCCCCCGAAUCCAGUAUUUCUUCAGUUUUGCAAUCAUGUUCACUGGAGUGUGCCAUCUCUUGUGCCCACUGGCAGAGGACUACACAAGUCUGGUGUUAUAUGCUAUAUUUUUUGGUCUUGGAUUUGGGAGUGUUAGCAGCGUCCUCUUUGAAACUCUCAUGGACCUGGUUGGCCCUCAAAGGUUUUCCAGCGCUGUAGGACUUGUCACAGUGGUGGAGUGUUGCCCCGUUCUCCUUGGUCCUCCUCUUGCUGGUAAAUUGGUGGAUCAAACUGGACAGUAUAAAUACAUGUAUAUAGCCUGUGGCGCUAUUGUGUUCCUCUCAAGUGUGUGGCUGCUCAUCGGCAACGCCAUAAACUACAGAUUGCUUGCAAAGGAAAAGAAGGAAGAAGAAAGGAACAAGAAACUGCAUACACCUGAGUCCAGAGAGUCUGAACCCUUGAACAAAUCUAAACACCAUGAUGUUGAUGUCAAAAGUACAACAACAGAGAAUAAUUCCUCCGAAAGAGAAACUAAUAUUUAACAAGAAUCACAUCUCUGAUUUCAGUGUUUAUGACUUUCUUAGGAGUAUUUUUUUUUUUUUCAAAAAUUGGGAAAGUUUUUACUUGAAAUGAGGAGUCAUAAUGAAGGAUGGAGAUGAGAUUUUCCUCGAUGGCGGGUUUUUAUAGGUUUGUUUUUUAACACUUGUUUGGAUAGUUCAAAUUUGAGAUUAUGCCUAGAAAGAAUCCAUGCAAUGGGUUUAUUUCCAUACAUGACUCUGGUUGUCAUGGUUAAAAUAAUUUUAAAGUCUUCCAGUGACUUCCAGUCUUGCUUAUAGAGAUCUGAAUCGCAAACCCCUGGUUUAAGUACUUAGAAGGCGUGUGUUUAAUCCAAUAAGAAUACCCUGUCCAAAUUUCAUUUUUUAGUGUUAAAUGGAAUUGAAGGAAAAUGAAUUUUCUUCUAGUGUGCACGUGCAUGCACACACACACACUGACCUAUAUGUACACAAGACAAGUAAGUUCAAAAAGAAUAUUAUCACUUUUUUUAACUUUAAAAAUAAAUCCACUGAGAAUGAAGAAAUCUGUUAUAUCAGCACACUACUUUACAAUGUGAAGCUUAAAGAUAAGAACAUCAGUGAAAAUGAGAACGAUCUUAAUUUGAAAAUGCAACUAACUGCGUGAAAAAAAUUUGCAUGUAUAAAAUAAAUUUGAAAAAAAAAGUCCAUUUUAAACCAUUAUUUCUGAGCACUGUUAGAUUUGAUUAAUCCAUGCACGUGAUUUCUUUGAGGAUGGUCAUUAGUACCUGGUGCUAGAGAAUAGAACUCUCAAAUAAUUUUCAGAAUUCUUACUUCAUAUGUAAAUCAAAUUAAAAGCCUAAGUGACUGUUCGCAAUGAGCUACGUUCAUUGAUUUUAAAAGGAUUUAGUUACAAAUCCAGAAAGUAAUAACCAGGGAUUUUUUUUUUAAUCAGAACUCAGUCUACACUCACUGUUAGACUGAGACUUCAAAAUGGAAUAUACCAGAAUCCUGGUCGACAGGCUGACAAAUAGGUCAAUUUCUAAUUUUUCCCAACAUAUAACCGUGAUCAGAGGAUUACUGUUAUGAAUGAUCUGAGUAAAGCUGACUGAGAGUGAGAGGUGCUUAUACUGAGGCCUCCCAGUUCUGUCAUUUCUCACCCCUCCCUAAAAUGCAAAAGCAAAACACCCAGAAACCCAAACAGGCCUUUCACUCCACCACUGAAAUUCCUCAGGCUAUAAGGAAGGGCACACUUCGAAAUCCCACCCCCUCCUGAUGAGACUUCCUGCCGCCUAGGAACAUAACUGAGAGACUGUGAGAAAAGGUUUCUAGAACUGGAGGCUGCUCAUGACUCCAUAUACACACUUGUGAAGUUUAUCACAGGAUAGCAAGAGGCCUGCAACAUUGCCCGUUGCUGGCCGGUUUAAUUUAGCAGUUUCUCAUUUUCGUAACGAUGUUAAAACAUCUGAGAAUCUGAAUCACCCUUGAAUGUUCAGGCGUAUGAUAGUUACUAUGCACUGAGAACUAUAAAUACCAUUUAGAGUAAGACAGUACUUUUAAACAAGAAAGAAUUUGUGCCUUAGGGCUAAAGUCAUUAAGUAUUUACAUCAGUAAAUCUGAAAUUUAAAUUAAGAGUAUGAUUAAUGAAAAACAUUUAGUGCUUGAUUAUGGAAGUGAUUUAACUCUUAAGAUGUCAAAAGGAAUUUGCUGUUCAUUUUUUUUUUAAAUUGCAGUGGAGGCAGACUAUUAUUUCCUAUAAGAUUACACCUGGACACCAAGCUUUUGUGAUAAUUAACAUUAAGGAUUUGAUUUGUAAAAUUUAUGCACUGGCUAAGCAUGUGGCUCAUAUUUAGGAAGCUAUAUAAAGUCCUAUAUUUCAUUUAGCAUUCAUUUUGUUUGCAGAUGAAGAGGAAUUUGUAUUUUUUUAAAUAUUAAAUAAAGCAACUUGUGCCAAUACCAUAGGUAAAAAAAAUCAGGCAAAAUGGGGCAGUGUAUGGCCGUUUUUAAUUUAGUUUUGCCCAAUCUUGAGUCUUGAAUGAGCUACUUUCAUAUUAUUAAGUGCUUUUGUAUAGAACUCUGACUUGUCAUAAGAACCGCAACAUUACAAAUUGUGUAGUAGCUCCCCAAUCUUAAACAUUUCCCAAGAAAUGUCUUCAAUUCUCUGAGGAUAUGUAUUUAGAUUAAUAUACAUAUCAGAUCCUGGGGGAAAUAAACAUUAAAGUAAUGAUAAGUGGGGUUUCGGGCCCAAGGCUUUAGUCCUUUUGUCACCUGCUGGUGGAUGCCUUCCAGUGCCUUCCUCCAUAGAAGAAGGUUCAUUUAUGUAUUGAUGAGGUUUGUGUCAGGUGAAAACUGAUUCUUACCUGUUCUGUUGGUCUUCGGUCAUCUUCAUUAACUUUUCAUUUCUAACACUGUAUAUUAAAUUGUUGAAAAAGAAAGGGAAGUAAAAUUGCACAUUCAAAGCACGUAAUAAUUCAAAGCCAUGCCCGGCGACAGCUCUACAGAAAGUUACAAAUAUGCACACAUGUUCAUUCUCACAGUUAUGUUGAAAAUUAAUUUAGAACACACUUGAAACAGUGACAUAGACUCAUGUACAGGAUUGAGAAUUAUUUCAGAGUAAAAUAAUUAUCUAGUCGUUCACUCUCUCCACUCCCUUGAACUUGUGAGUUUAUUUGUUGCUUUAAGAGAAUCUUUCAGAGACCAAGAAGAGACUAUCAACCCAGAACAUUCACACGGUCUAGAGGAAGCAAUAUAGUUGGCCUCUGAGUCUGCAGUGAUCAGUGUAGACCAUAUUUCUUUCCCUAGGAGUGACAGGUUUUAGAUGUUCAAGAUAUCAUGAAACGAAAUCAGAGUACACCAAUAAAAUUCGUUUUAGUCCCAUUACCCCACUGGGGAAUUGUUAAGAAGGGAGGUUAUCAACCAGGGUACUAAAAUAAUUCAUAAUCACUAGCUACGUUAAGUAUUUUUCUACUUGUGAUAACUAGCAGCCCAUAUUUUUCACAAUUGAGCCUUAAAUAUGCCUUCACUAAGAAUUUUGGGUAUAGACUUGUCCUGACCUAUCCCUACCCUCUUUCUUGAUCCUUUUUUUUUGGGGGGGGGGGUCCAGUCAACACACGUUUAAGAGGCACUGGGUUAGGUCCUAGUGUACUUCAAGUUGGAAGACAUGGUGUUUUCUCAAUGUAGAUUUAUGUGAGUUUCACUUCUUUGGUAUCAACAUCCACCUGUCUUAUCUCAUGCCCCACCUCUAGACACUAGAAAAUCAGUAAAAUGAGUUUGAUAUAUUUGAAUGUGCUCUUUAAAAAACUAGAUUUUUUUUUUUACUCCUCCUCUGGCUGCACAUGACAAUUGAGGAUACAGAAAAAAGAUGUAUGAUGUAAAUAUAAGUUUUUAUAUUGAUAUUAUAAAAUGCAGAGAAAUCCUUAAUCAGUUAAUUGAAAAUUAUUUUCCAUCUAAAGUACCUUUUUUUAAAAAAGUUCUCUCAUAUGUAUCAUGUUGCACACUUUUAAUGAAACAAAAUGAAAAAUCAUGAUCUUUAGGUUCCAUUUAAUAGGGAGAAAGGGUAUAAAGUGAGAAGGGAACUAAUAUUUACAUUGUACAUUUUACCUACAUAAUACCUUUUAAUAUUCAAACCAAAUUAUAAGUAGAGCUAUUGACCUGAUAUAACAGAUGAGAGAAACAAAACAAAGAUCAGACACACAAAGUUCAGCUAAUUACCCAAAGUGAAAAGAUGUAUGUGACAGAUUCAGAACUAAAACUCGGAUUUCUCUAAAAGCAGAAAGAGCCCCUAGUGUGUUCACUAGCAUGCCGCCUUCAAUAGAAUCUAUAGAAGCAAAGGUAGAUAAAAUAGAGAUACAAAAAAUUUAAACCCUAUAUAGCCAACCAAUUAGGUUUAACUGCAAUUUGUAUCUUGAUUUAUUUCGUGUUCAUUAGAGACUGUUUGCUAUAAACUGAGUAUAUAAUUUCAAGUUGCCUGCUUUUCUAGCCAAUGCAAAUUAUACCAAAUAAUGGUAAUGAUUGUAUAAUAGCCAUAAUUGUUUUAAUACUUUUUGCACGAAAAUAAUGACAUAUUUAUAUAACUCAGGGAUAAUAUAUUUUCCCCGAGGUUGGAUUUAGAAGAAAAAUGUUAUUUUCUUUAUGGACAAGUAAUUCCCAUAUUGGUUGCUACUUAUUAUGACUCAAAAAGUACUUCAUACAAAACAUUAUAUUCAGAGUUACAGAGAUUCCUAUUUAGAGGAUCAUCCAAGCUACCAAAGAAACUUAAAAAGAUUGUAAGAUAUGAAUGAUUUGGUUCAUCUACAGAGUAUGUAUUUAUUUUCAUCAUUUAAUGUAACUCUCCCUACAUCCUAACUGAUUUUUCAACUUUCCUGGAACAUCUGUUACUGCCAUUGUCCCCUCUGUCCAUUUGUCCUAUAGUCAGAACAAAUGUCCUUGCUUUUGUCCUUUCCCUCUAAGACUUUUGACAUCCACAGAAUAGUGUUCUCCUUCGCACUAUUUUAGAUACUGUACUUCUAGUGCAUCUUUCACAAAAUCACAUGUGCUGCAUCUGGUCUUAAUCAGUUGUGAUGUGUAGGAAUGGCUGUCUUCCUGGAAUCAACAGUAUGUACUUUUGACCAUGACCUCUCAUCUUCACAAGUGAGGGAACUCCUGUGACUGGAGGCUUGAGGUAUCCUGGAUAAGGAAGGUGCUUAUAAUCUAGAAGACAUAUUGUUAAUAGGAGUCUUCCUUGUGCAUGAUAAAUAUAUAAAUGAAUAUGAUUUUUUAGGAAUCUAGAAAAAAAUCAGUCUUCCUGUCCUUGGCACUAACUAUCCUGGAUGUUUCUAAUCUUCUUAAAAGGCCUCGUGGCUUUGAGAAACAAAGCUUACCAUGACAGCACGGGGCCAUUACGUACCUUAUACACUCUUUCAAUGCAGUGAGAUCCCCGAUGCAUCUUACCAAGUUGAUUCCUUACCACCACACUUCACAGCACCAAGCAGCAUCAAAAUUAUUCAGAUAUAAGUUGAAAUUAGAAUCUUUACUUUAUUCAACUCACUUUGAUUUUUAGGUUUUGAUUUUUACACAUCCAUGUGCACAGUCUCCCUGCACUUAAAAGCUGAGAGGCUCAAUUAUCUGUAAUUAUAGUGCUUGUAUAAUCAAAAUCAGAAAUUAUCUUUGUUGAUAAUUAAAACAUGAACAAUUUGCUGAGCUCACAUCAUUUUUUGUAGCUCUCAUUUUCUUUUCUUUGCUCUCAGUUGUUUGUACACUAUUUAAUUUUUAACUCCUUCAAGGUCCUGCGAUCUGGUUUAUAUUAGUCUUCCCCCACAUUGCCUUUCCUUUGCUUUAUUCCACAUCUGUGCAGUUCAUGAAAGCAUUGUUAUAGUACUGAGAAUCAAGCUUUUUAGGUCUCUGCGUUAAGAGGAAAAGUAAUAUUGCAAACAGAAUUUUUGGUAUUAGAGCAUAUGGGGAUUUUUUAGACUGAAUUAUUUUUCCCAUCCCAAUCUUGAGCCACCUUACCUUCUUAUCUUCUUUUCUCAUAAUUAUUUUUUAAAAGUAUUUUCUUUCCAUUAUUUUUUACAAUAUCUAGGCCAGCUUCUUAAGCAUUUUUCAUCAAUUCUGGGCAUUUUUAAUACAGAACUCUUGUUUCUUUGGCGGGUAUAGUUACACUCCCCUGUGUGGUGAACACCAUGUUUUUCAGUCUCCACAUGUACUUGUUAAUAGUGUGACUAACAUUCAGGAAUAUUUCAAUAGGUGAUUAAUUGAUUACCUUUUCAGCAAAUACUUUUCUUCACAUAGCAAAACAAGCUUUUUUGUUUAAAAUUCAAAUAUGGCAAAAAUAAGCUAAAGAAACUCUGUAUGAAAACACUGCUACUCAAUAUUCUAUCAAGACGUAAGUUGAUAAAAAGUUCUGUUCAGAUGAAUAAAAGAACAGAAUUCUUAUAUGAAUUUCAGGGUGAAUUUUGAAACAUCUUCCUCCAAGCUUUUUAUUCUGGGUUUAUUGUUAUUUUACUUUCAUAUGCAUCUAAGAAAGAUUUUGAAGUUAGACCUAGUUUAUAGGGUUGUUCAUUAGAGUACGAAUUUUGGAUAUACUAUUUAAAGGACUUUAUUUUUCUACCACAUGCUUUCUAUUUGUAACUAAAGUAUGAAGAUUUAUGAAUUUAGUGAGAAAGGACGUGAACUAAAGUGUUUAUUUUUGGGACACCUGGGUGUCUCAAUUGAGUGACCGACUCUUGGUU
This is a messenger RNA of Enhydra lutris kenyoni (northern sea otter), 7855 nucleotides long. RefSeq names its product solute carrier family 16 member 7. The coding region runs from base 237 to 1679 and encodes 480 amino acids. Gene Ontology annotation, molecular function: monocarboxylic acid transmembrane transporter activity. The record is from RefSeq and is a predicted model, not a curated record. Gene Ontology annotation, biological process: monocarboxylic acid transport; transmembrane transport. The transcript has 6 exons. Gene Ontology annotation, cellular component: membrane. NCBI's taxonomy places the organism in Eukaryota, Metazoa, Chordata, Mammalia, Carnivora, Mustelidae.